Messenger RNA from Uloborus diversus, 2786 nucleotides. RefSeq names its product DNA repair protein complementing XP-C cells homolog. The coding region runs from base 146 to 2695 and encodes 849 amino acids. The record is from RefSeq and is a predicted model, not a curated record. Gene Ontology annotation, molecular function: single-stranded DNA binding; damaged DNA binding. Lineage: Eukaryota; Metazoa; Arthropoda; Arachnida; Araneae; Uloboridae. Gene Ontology annotation, biological process: nucleotide-excision repair; mismatch repair. The transcript has 8 exons. Gene Ontology annotation, cellular component: nucleotide-excision repair factor 2 complex; XPC complex; cytoplasm.
AAAAAUUAAAAGCCGCGCAAAAAGCCGCGCGUGCAUGUGUUUUGUGUUUACAUAAUAAUACCAAUACCGCCAAACUUACAAUAAAUUAUACGCAACUUUUAAAGAUAUUCAAAACAAAAACAUUACAAUUCAACCAUUUUCACAUAUGAGGCAGCGAGAAGCAAAGGGAUGCAAGUGGACUAUUUUAAGUUUCGAGCAAAACGCGUUUAAAGAUAAGAUCCUAGGAAUGGGCCGUCCAAAGAAAAGGCAGGUCGAAGAACAAGAUUGCACCAUAAAAGAGAAGAAAAAGAAAAUAAAUGAGAAGCAAAAAGCUGGAAGUUCUGGUACAAGUGGUUGUAAGUCUAGAAAAAACCAAUAUGUAAAAAAAGAAGUUGAUUCGGACAUUGCAAAUAGGGAUGUACAAAAGCCAAAUAAAAGAGGCAAAUGCUCUAAUGUCAAUCAGUGUUCCAAAGAUUCAGAUGCAUGUCGUGUCAGGAAAAAAAGAAUUAAAUGUGAAAAUGAAGAUUCCGGUUAUGAACCAAGUUCUCUCUCUACUGAUAGUGGAGAUGUCCUGAGUAAUAACACUGAAGCAGUUGUUUUAAAACCUGAAGCCAAAUCUUCUAAUAAUUCUUCAAGCAGUGAGUCUGAAUGGGAAGAAGUAGAGGAACAGAGUGAACAAAAUCUUGAAGAUUACAAGCCAAGUAUUCCUGAAGGAGGUGUAGAAAUUACAAUUGAUUGUCCUAAUUUAAAUAUUCGUAAACGUAAAAAGAAGCAAUUUGAUGAAAUGGAGUAUAUAAGAUUAUAUAUUAAUAGGGCUCGCAAAGAUGCUCAAUUAUGCAAGCACAAAGUACAUUUACUAUGCCUUUUGAGUCAUGGAUUUUAUGUGAACAGUGUUUUAAAUUCGGCUUUCUUAAAAAGUAUGGCCCUUUCUCUCAUACCCAUUGAUGUUUUGAAUAUUUCAUCAGGUAAGAAAGUUGAUAAAAUUGAUGUUGAUGGCAUUGAAAAAAUAGUAACAUGGUUUCGUUCAAGUUUUACUUUUGAAUCAAAUAAAGAUGCUUUUAUCAAUUUGAACAAUAGUUUGAUUAGUAGUUUUGAAAAAAGAUGUAGUUCUAACUCGUCUGAAUACAAUCUCAUGUUUGUUGGUAUUGCUCGUGUGUUAGGUUUCAAAGCUAGGUUUUGUCUGCCGUUAUAUCCCAUGACAUAUAAAGCUCAAAACUUAAUGAAAAAAUCGGGAAAAUUGAAGGAGGAAGAUAAAGUAUCUGAAACUCUUAGUUCAGAACUCUGUGAUUCCAAAGCUUCUUGCUCCUCAAAACCUAAACUUAUUGAAAGCUCAAAAAAACUUGAAAGUAAAAGUGAUAUAUCUAAAUCAAAAAAGAAAGUGAAAGCACCUUGCAAGAAGAAAAAUGAACAAUCAGAUAAAAUGAAAAAGAAAGCAGAAUCAGCAUCUAGACCCAGACGUUCAGCUGGUAAGAGUUAUAAGAUUAGUAGUGACGAAAGUGAUGAUGAGAGUAAAGACAGAAACUUUAAUGUGCAUGUGGGGGACAAUCAAGAAAGUGAUGACAACUGUGAUAAACCCAGAAAAACCUCUUCUAAAAUUAAAAAGAAAGAAGCUAAGACUGAUUCAAAUAAAUCAAAUAGAAGAGUUUUAUCAUCUGAUUCUGAAUCAUCUUCAUUGCCUGAACUUUCGUACAAGCCUGAUAGUGUUCUCUGUUGGGCUGAAAUUUACUCUAAACCUGAAAAACAGUGGAUAAGUGUUGAGUGUUCCACAAAUUUAGUAAAUAAACCAUCAGAUGUUGAGGCUUUAGUUCCUCAUCCAGUUGCAUACAUUGUUUCUUAUGAUAAUGAAUCACAUAUUAAAGAUGUUACACGACGCUAUUGUGAAGAUUUCCUGACAUCAAUUAGAAAAUUAAGAGCUGAUCCUGACUGGUGGGAAGAAACAAUUGAACCAUUCCUUCCACCAAACUCUAAGUUAGAUCAAGAGGAAGAAAAGAAGUUAGAUCAGAUGUUAAUAAAUAAGCCGUUGCCCACAACAGUAGCAGCAUUUAAAAACCACCCACUUUAUGCUUUAAAAAGGCAUCUUUUAAAAUUUGAAGCCAUUUAUCCGCCAGAUGCUCCACCAGUUGGAUUUUUCCGCCAAGAACCAAUUUAUGCCCGAGAUUGCGUUUGUCAGUUGCACUCAAGAGAAACAUGGCUUAAAGAGGCUCGUGUAGUACGUAUUGGUGAAGAACCUUAUAAAAUAGUAAAAGCACGACCCAAGUGGGAUAAGAUGGCUGGAGUUAUGCGAACUGAUUUGCCACUCGAGAUAUUUGGUUUGUGGCAGACAGAACCUUAUGAACCUCCAAUUGCUGUAGAUGGAAAAGUGCCAAGAAAUGAGUAUGGCAAUGUAGAGUUGUUCAAACCCUGCAUGUUACCUAGAGGAACUGUUCACUUGCAAAUUCCAUGCUUGAACAGAAUUGCUCGCAAGUUAGGAAUAGACUGCAGCCCAGCUGUUGUUGGAUUUGAUGGUCAUAAAGGAAGUGUGCAUCCAGUUUUUGAUGGUUUUGUUGUCUGUGAAGAAUUUAAAGAUACUCUUUUAGCUGCAUGGGAUGAAGAACAAGAAAAUACCCGAAAGAGGGAAGAAGAGAAAAGAGAAAAGCGUAUUUAUGGGAAUUGGAAGAAACUGAUUAAAGGUUUACUAAUACGUGAAAGAAUAAAGACAAAAUAUGAUGUAAAAUGAGAAAGUCUUUGCACGAUCUCUUGUUUAUAUUGUAAUAUAGAACAAGUAAAAUGUAUAUAGUUGCAAGCUGCGUGGUUUUAAAUUACUCAGA